Molecule: messenger RNA, 4491 nt
Organism: Endocarpon pusillum Z07020
Lineage: Eukaryota; Fungi; Ascomycota; Eurotiomycetes; Verrucariales; Verrucariaceae
Exons: 3
Coding region: 1-4491 (1496 amino acids)
Biological process (GO): transmembrane transport
Cellular component (GO): membrane
Molecular function (GO): ATP binding; ABC-type transporter activity; ATP hydrolysis activity
Source: RefSeq, a predicted model, not a curated record
AUGGCUGCUCCAUCGGUUCCAGCUGUGAAUGUCCAUGUCGCAAAUGCCUCUCACUGCGAAGAGCAGCCCCGGCCCUUUCCAGAGAGGAAAAGCUCAGACCAUUCUAUGUUCCGCGUUGCCCAAUCUGAAGACCCCGAGAAGGGUCUUGAACUUUCACAAAACUUGAUAGUCGAUGGCCUGGCCCGGACAGACACUGUUGGUGUCGAUGUCAAGCGUGCCGAGCAGGAAUUUGCCCAACUUGACCGGCAAUUUUCAGAUUAUAGCGAGCGCAGCAGACGCAUGCAUAGCCAGCAGUCCGGAGAGUAUUCCAAGGGGCAGCUUCGGGAUGUCGAGAAAGCGCUCAACUCGGAUCGGUCGGUGGAACAACCGUGGGACCUGGAGACAGCCUUGAGAGGUGCCAAGGCUGCAGAGCACGAAGCUGGUAUCAAGGUAAAGAGGAUAGGUGUCAUAUGGGAUAACUUGACCGUCCGUGGAAUUGGUGGAGCAAAGAACAUCGUUAAAACAUUCCCAGAUGCGUUCAUCGAUUUUUUCAACCUGCCAGGCACCAUCAUGUCCAUGUUUGGCUGGGGUAAGAAAGGGCAAGAAAUUGACAUCAUAAAAGAUUUUAGGGGCGUUGCAAAGAGCGGAGAAAUGAUAUUGGUACUUGGACGACCCGGUUCUGGUUGUACAACUUUCCUCAAGGUUAUAUCAAACCAGAGGUUUGGCUACACCGGCGUCAGCGGUACCGUCAUGUACGGGCCCUUCGACGCUAAGACAUUCGCGAAGGAGUACCGCGGUGAAGCUGUGUACAACCAGGAAGACGAUGUGCACCACCCUUCUCUUACUGUUGGUCAGACAUUGGGAUUUGCAUUGGACACCAAGACCCCAGGUAAACGACCGACCGGCAUGAGCAAAAAUGAGUUCAAAGGGAACGUAGUAGCUCUACUGCUCAAGAUGUUCAAUAUUACCCACACUAAAAAUACCGUCGUGGGUGGACCAUUCAUACGAGGCAUCUCUGGUGGAGAAAGGAAGCGAGUUUCCAUUGCCGAGAUGUUCACCACCGGUGCCACGGUCUUGGCAUGGGACAACAGUACGAGAGGCCUUGAUUCUUCGACCGCCGUUGACUAUAGUAAGUGCUUGAGGAUUUUGACGGAUCUUUACCAGACAACCACAUUUGUGUCCCUCUAUCAGGCCAGCGAGAGCAUUUAUGAGCAAUUCGACAAGGUCAUGGUCAUCGAUUCUGGCCGUCAGGUGUACUUCGGUCCCGCGGGCGAAGCACGGGCGUACUUCGAACGUCUAGGCUUUCUCGCAAAGCCGAGACAGACCACCGCGGAUUAUUUGACAGGCUGCACCGAUGAGUAUGAACGUGAGUAUGAGCCGGGCAGGUCAGCUUUGAACGCACCCUCCUCUCCAGACUCGUUUGUCGAGGCAUUCAACAGGUCAGAAAACGCUGAAAAGCUUUCCAAGGAGAUGGCUCGCUAUAGAGAGCAGAUACAUGAGGAGAAAGAACUUUACGAUGAUUUUCGAGCUGCUCACCGUGAAGCAAAAAGGAAACACACUCCGAGAUCUUCCGUGUACUCAGUUCCGUUCUACCUCCAGGUAUGGGCCUUGAUGCAACGACAAUUUCUUAUCAAGUGGCAGGAUAAAUUUUCAUUCACGGUUUCUUGGAUCACAAGUGUUGCUGUGGCGUUUGUGGUGGGCUCGGUCUGGCUCAACACACCUCAAACGUCUCAAGGAGCCUUCACGCGUGGGGGCGUGCUCUUCAUAAGUCUGUUAUUCAAUGCAUUUCAAGCCUUCGGCGAACUACCUGCGACAAUGCUGGGUCGACCAAUCGUGAACAAACACAAGGCCUACACGUUCCACCGGCCAAGUGCGCUCUGGCUGGCUCAAAUCAUCGUUGAUCUAGGUUUUGCUACAAUACAGAUUCUUGUCUUCAGCAUCAUCGUCUAUUUCAUGACUGGUUUAGUUCGAGAUGCAGGCGCCUUCUGGAUCUUCAUCCUGUUCAACAUCUCUUGCUACGUGGCCAUGGCCCUAUUCUUCAGAACCAUUGGAUGUCUUUGCCCUGACUUUGAUUAUGCCAUGAAAUUCGCUGCGUGUGUCAUUACCCUGUUCGUACUAACAUCUGGCUACCUGCUCCAAGCUCAGAGUCAGCUAGAUUGGUUGAGCUGGAUCUUCUGGAUGAACGUCCUGGGCCUUGGUUUCUCAGCAUUGAUGAUGAAUGAAUUCGACCGCAUCAGUUUAGAAUGUAGUCGAGAGUCUCUCAUUCCAUCGGGACCCGGCUAUAACAGCUUGGAGCACCAAGUCUGUACACUGCCCGGUAGUAUACCAUCGGUGCCGUCCGUGGCAGGUUCAGACUACAUCAUCACUGCUUUCUCCUAUAACCCUUCUGACCUGUGGCGGAAUUGGGGCCUUAUCAUAGUUUGGAUCUUUGUCUAUAUGUUUUUGAAUACCGUCUUUGGUGAGCUGCUCCACUAUGGCGCAGGAGGGAGAACUGCCACCUUUUUCCAGCAGGAGAACAGUGACCGAAGGAAGUUGAACGAAACCCUUCAGGAGAAGAAGCAGCGUCGACUCCGGAAAGAGGGCACCGAUCCCGGCUCUGAUCUUGAUGUCAAAUCGAAAUCGAUCUUGACGUGGGAGAAUCUGACCUAUGACGUCCCAACUCCUGCGGGUCAAAUACGUCUGCUAAGAGACGUCUUCGGCUAUGUCAAGCCAGGCGAGCUCACUGCACUGAUGGGUGCCAGCGGAGCUGGGAAGACAACCCUCCUCGACGUGCUCGCGUCAAGAAAGAACAUUGGCGUUAUUGGUGGUGAAGUGCUGGUAGAUGGUGUUAAGCCAGGUAUUGCUUUCCAGCGCGGUACCUCCUAUGCCGAACAGCUCGAUGUGCACGAAACGACGCAAACGAUACGCGAAGCCUUGCGCUUCAGUGCAGAUCUCCGCCAGCCAUACGAAAUCCCCCAGUUGCAAAAAUACGACUACGUCGAGGAAGUAAUCUCGCUUCUGGAGCUUGAAGACCUCGCAGACGCCAUUAUCGGAGACCCACCAUCUGGCUUGUCUGUGGAGGAGCGCAAGCGUGUCACAAUCGGCAUCGAGCUAGCUGCCAAACCAGAGCUAUUGCUCUUUUUGGACGAACCGACAUCAGGUCUAGAUUCACAAUCCGCUUUCAAUAUUGUCCGCUUCCUCCGUAAGCUCGCUCGGGCCGGCCAAGCCAUUCUUUGCACGAUCCAUCAGCCAAACAGUACCCUGUUUGAGAAUUUCGAUCGUCUGCUGCUACUACAGCACGGUGGAGAGUGUGUUUACUUUGGAGACAUCGGCAAGGACGCCGAGAUUCUAAUCGACUACUUCCGCCGACACGGUGCUGAGUGCCCACCCAAGGCGAAUGUGGCGGAGUGGAUGCUUGACGCUAUUGGAGCUGGCAUUUCUCCACGGAUUGGGGAGCGAGACUGGGGCGAGGUAUGGCGGGAGAGUGAUGAAUUUGCCGCCGCGAAGAGAGAAAUCAAUGAGAUGAAGGAGUCGCGCAUGCGGGCCGUUGGAGAUGUGCCGAAAGUUGAAGAGAAAGAAUAUGCCACUCCUCUCAUGCAUCAGAUAAAGGUCGUCACCUGGCGCACCAACCUCAGUUUCUGGCGCAGUCCUAAUUAUGGGUUUACUCGGCUCUUCAAUCACGUUGUCAUCGCUCUCCUGUCUGGCCUCGCUUUCUUGAACCUCGACAACAGCCGAACAUCCUUGCAGUACCGUGUUUUCAUCAUAUUCCAAGUCACCAUCAUACCCGCUCUAAUCCUCGCUCAAGUUGAGCCCAAAUACGAUCUCAGCAGACUCAUCUUCUACCGUGAAUCCGCCGCCAAAGCAUAUAGACAAUUUCCUUUUGCGCUGGCAAUGGUCAUCGCCGAAUUGCCGUAUUCGAUACUCUGCGCCGUUGCAUUCUUCCUGCCCCUCUACUACAUUCCCGGUCUCCAACCCGACCCCUCCCGCGCCGGCUACCAAUUCCUCAUGAUCCUGGUCGUGGAGCUCUUCUCGGUAGCACUCGGUCAAGCGAUUGCCGCCAUUACGCCUUCAGCAUUGAUCGCGGCGCUCCUCAACCCUUUUGUCGUCAUCGUCUUCGCCCUCUUCUGCGGCGUCACCAUUCCGAAACCCCAAAUCCCGUACUUCUGGCGCGUGUGGCUGUACGAGCUCGUCCCUUUCACGCGGCUGAUAGGGGGGAUGGUGACGACGGAGCUGCAUGAUAGGGUUGUGGAGUGCACGGAGCUGGAAUUCAAUCGGUUCGAGGCCCCCCGUGGGCAGAGUUGUGGGGAGUAUAUGGCUAGGUUCUUUGAAAACGGGGGUCCGGGGUAUUUGAGGGAUAAUCUUACCAGUGCGUGUGAAUAUUGUGCGUACAGGGUUGGGGAUGAGUUCUAUGAACCUUUUGGCUUCUCGUUCGAUUAUCGUUGGAGGGAUCUCGGCAUCCUGUCAGCCUUUAUCGUGAGCAGUUCGAUCAUCUUGUUCACUGCGAGCAGGUUUUUGAAUUUCAAUCGCAGGUGA